Cynocephalus volans (Philippine flying lemur) is the source of this 966-nucleotide messenger RNA. RefSeq names its product neurexophilin 1 (gene NXPH1). The record is from RefSeq and is a predicted model, not a curated record. Gene Ontology annotation, molecular function: signaling receptor binding. NCBI's taxonomy places the organism in Eukaryota, Metazoa, Chordata, Mammalia, Dermoptera, Cynocephalidae. Bases 1 to 966 code for a protein of 321 amino acids. The transcript has 3 exons.
AUGGCUUCUAGUAAUAGUUCCUUGAGAACAGCAGCUCCUUACUGCACUCUGCAGCUCGCAGAAGAGGUGGCUCCCAGGGGCUGCAACCGCAGUUACUACAAAAAAACUGGGAGCAGGGGAGAGGGACGGUGCAAGGCUAAAGUAAAAUCUAGCCCAGACCUGUGGACAGCAGUUGUACCUGAUUCCAAAUCUGGCAGUAACUGGGUCACGUGUGCCAAUUUAACGAACAGUGGAAAAUCAGAACUUCUGAAAUCAGGAAGCAGCAAAUCCACACUAAAGCACAUAUGGACAGAAAGCAGCAAAGACUUGUCUAUUAGCCGACUCCUGUCACAGACUUUUCGCGGCAAAGAAAAUGAUACAGAUUUGGACCUGCGAUAUGACACCCCGGAACCUUAUUCUGAGCAAGACCUCUGGGACUGGCUGAGGAACUCCACAGAUGUUCAAGAGCCUCGGCCCAGGGCCAAGAGAAGGCCCAUUGUGAAGACGGGCAAGUUUAAGAAGAUGUUUGGAUGGGGUGAUUUUCAUUCCAACAUCAAAACAGUGAAGCUGAACCUGUUGAUAACUGGGAAAAUUGUAGAUCACGGCAACGGGACAUUUAGUGUUUAUUUCAGGCAUAAUUCCACUGGUCAAGGGAAUGUAUCUGUCAGCUUGGUACCCCCUACAAAAAUCGUGGAGUUCGACUUGGCACAACAAACUGUGAUUGAUGCCAAAGAUUCCAAGUCCUUUAACUGUCGCAUUGAAUAUGAAAAGGUUGACAAGGCUACCAAGAACACACUCUGCAACUAUGACCCUUCAAAAACCUGUUACCAGGAGCAGACCCAAAGUCAUGUAUCCUGGCUCUGCUCCAAGCCGUUUAAGGUGAUCUGUAUUUACAUUUCCUUUUAUAGCACAGAUUAUAAACUAGUACAGAAAGUGUGCCCCGACUACAACUAUCACAGCGACACACCUUACUUCCCCUCGGGAUGA